AAGCAAUUCCUUCCUUCCUCUCUUUCCCUCAAUUCGGUCUACAUUCAACCUUGAGCCCCAAGAAAAUUAUCCUUCUCAUUCACUCUAUUUGACUCUACAAAUCAGCCAUACAUGUUCAACUGAAUUCUAACCAAAAACAAAAUCAAAUUUUCAAUUUUUGCUUCCCUUGUUUCUGUGAUUCGAACCACCAACAACCACCACCACUGUCGUUCCCUUCUCCCCUUCGCUGCCACUACCAUUGUCUACCGUCAACCACCCAACUCCAGCACUUAGCUGCUGCGGUCGAUCACCACCCCCACACAACAACCCCUCGCCUUCUCCCCUUUCCUCACGCUCUCCCCGACGCCUUCACCUCUUCCCUGGCGCACCACAGCUCUGCGCCAAUACUCCAUUUGCCACCAUCACCAUCAUCUGAGUCCACCGCCUCCCCCUAAACCCGCCGGAAAACCGCUGCAGUCUCCUCCCAUAACCACCCACGCCAUCGCACAACCUCCCCUGCUUUCCCCUGUUCGCGCGACACUCCCUCCCCUCCCUUGUUGUUUCGCCGCCGCAAACACACCACCACCAUCUCCUUACCGGCACGAUUCCACGCCUUUGCGCCGUCCAGAACCCGAGCGCAGCCCCAACCCCCUCUCUCUCCUCUCCUCUCCUCUCCCUCCCCUGUUUCCUUCGUGCCCCCUUCCCCUGUUUUUCGUGCUUCCCUUUCGAAUGAAACAGGUUCCAAAUUGGAACCUUGUUUCCUUUAUUUCCCACGCCCAAGCCCAAAACAAAUUGGCCCAAAUUCUUUUCAAAAAAUUGGACUCGGAGCUCAGGACGAACGAACCAAGGAAAAAGGCCUAGCAAUCAUGGAAUUGAGGUACUGCGGGGAUCGAUGGAAACGAGUAGAGGCGAGGAAUUUCACUUUAAUAAUAUUUACCUAGUUAUGCUUAAAGUUAUAAUAGUUUAAUUAAAAGACUUUUAGUAAGUUAUGUACUUUUAUUUUGGGAAUAUAAAUGAUUAUUAUAUUAAAUUGGAGGUUUUUUUUACGGCUUAUGUAUGAUGUUGACUUGUAAUUACCAAGACGGAAUUACGGCAGGCAAUGUCCCGACCAAAUUAGGUUAAUUCCGCUGCUAAUUAUGCUUUAAUAAGUGAUUUAGAGGUCGGGGAGUUACAGUUUGGUAUUCAGAGCCAAGGUUCUGGAUCAUAAGUGCUAAACCUUACAGGUUUGCACGUAAUAGAAUUCAAUAGGCUUUAAGCAAAGAGUUUAGUUAAAAAGAAUAUGUUAAAAUCAUGUUAAGUUAAAAUGAAAUGAGUGUGAGCGUAGGAACGCACGGGAUAAAAGGGAUUCAUUUCUCCUGUUAUGUAUGUUUUCUUGAUUGAAUAUGUUAUGCGAAAUAUCGAUUAUCAAGGUACUAAUGAUGCCACGAACGAAGCUCACAUCAAGCGCAACAUUUACGAUGACGUCGCCCACAAUGAUGUUUCCCAUGACGAUUUCUAUGACGACCAAUCUAUAAGAGACCACAAGGAGAUGAUGGAACGAUUAGGAACGGAAAGUACGAUGUCAACUGAAUUAGUCAAAGAUUCUCGAAAAAUGAAAGUCACUAAUGCGAACGAAAAUGCGUCACUAUUUAAGAAGUUUUCACCUCCGAAUUCACCAAUCUAUGAUCGCAAGCCGAUUCGAUGGAAUUUGAAGACUAGAUUAAUCAUAUGGAUCAACUACUCGAGACUUUCGACAUGCUCUAACGAACGGAAGCGAAUAUCGUGCGAAAAAAAAAAGAAUACUUGUUAUUGAUAUCAAGGAAAAGAUCAUUUUGUUAAAGAUUGUCCUAAACCACCUCCAACGAAUACCGGAACAUCAACCUCGACCAAUCAUGAACGAAACAACAACAAUGCUAAAUCGAUCACGCCCGUCAACAUACGUAAGAGAUUACAUGAUAAAGGAUAAAGAUGACGCCAAUGCUGAUAUUAUUUUGAUUUGCUCUCUCUCGCUUUAGAAUCGAACUUCCCUUGAUUUUAUGUUUAUCGUCACAUGUCAUGUUAUGAGUUUUCUACCCUAGAUAGACUAGGCAAAGUUUAAGCAUUUCCUUGGAAGAAGUUAAGUUAAGCACGGUGCGAACUCAAAGAUUUUGUGGAUAUGAAUGGUUUUGAGGAAUUUUGAUGGUUGUGAAAUCUUUAAGGAUGGUAUAAACGUUAGGAGUACCAAGCGAGCAUAAGGUUGUGAUUGAUCACUAAUUAAGUUAAGAUUAUUCGAAUUUCAAAGUAUUAAAGUUAUGAACAAAAGUGAUUCUUGGGUUACCUUUCCGAUGAAUAUUUUGAUGUUUAUAAGUACUAAAGUCUAUUAUCUAGAAUUAUUGAGUAAGGAAGCUAAGAAGUUAUACAGAAAAAUUAUGAACCCAACAUGAGUUAUGAUAAGAGACCCAAUUGAGUUGACCCAUGAAUAAGUUCUUGAGGAUUUUACCAAAAUAAGCUAUCAAGAAUUAGUCUGUCGAUAAGGUUUAAUGAUAGGGUACCGAAAGAACAUAAGUUUGUGUUUUGAGUGGCGAGUCACCGAUUAAAUCAAGGAUUAUUCAAGGUUUAAAGCAUGCGAGUAGAAUUGAUUUUUGAGUUACUAUUCCGCACUCUUUAUAAUGAUUGCUCUAUGGUUGUAAGUAUCUAAGUGUAUGAAAAUAAAUAGUUACUUAAACAUUUCAAUAAAAUAAAUUAUUAAUAAUGAUUUAAAAUAUAAUUUGACAGAUUUUUGGAAAUAAAUAAUAUUUCAUUAAUUCCGAAAUUAUAAAAUACAUAUUCAUUAUUUUAAAAUCGUAUUAGUUUUAAAGAAAUUUAUCGUUUUAAUAUUAAUUCAAUAAUUUGAUACUUUGAAAGAAAUUGGACUCGGAGCUCAGGACGAACGAACCAAGGAAAAAGGCCUAGAAAUCAUGGAAUUGAGGUACUGAGGGGAUCGAUGGAAACGAGUAGAGGCGAGGAAUUUCACUUUAAUAAUAUUUACCUAGUUAUGCUCAAAGUUAUAAUAGUUUAAUUAAAAGACUUUUAGUAAGUUAUGUACUUUUAUUUUGGGAAUAUAAAUGAUUAUUAUAUUAAAUUGGUGGUUUUUUUUACGGCUUAUGUAUGAUGUUGCCUUGUAAUUACCAAGACGGAAUUACGGCAGGUAAUGUCCCGACCAAAUUAGGUUAAUUCCGCUGCUAAUUAUGCUUUAAUAAGUGAUUUAGAGGUCGGGGCGUUACAGUAUGGUUUAGACGUACUAUGUUUUAGAUUAUUUUUUGUCUUUAGUUGUGUGAACGGAUGUGGUUUUAAACCCGAUUUAUAAUGUGUUCUUGGUCUGAUUGUUUAGGCUAAUUUUUAGGAUGUUGUUCAGCUGUUUGAAUGGUUAGACCAUUUUUGUCUUUAGCAGUGUGCAAUCCAAUCUCGUUCUAAUUAUCGGAUGUAGGAAGACCUUUUUCUUAUAUCAGUAAUUAUUAGUCGUGUGACUCGAGUCUAAUUAACAAAGUAUACUUCGUAUUUUAAAAAGUUAUCAAUUGAUUGUUUCGCAAUACAACAAAGAUAUUUUACGACAAGUGAUUGUUUGGUUGACAACAAAAAUGCAGGAGACGAAAAUUAUUGGAAUUGAUAGGUUAAGUACUUAGGUAAAUAGUUUUACUUGGUUGACAUAAAAAGUAAAAUUGAGGAAGUAAGAAAUUUAAACUUCACGCAAAACCUAGAAAAUAGAUUACUGAAUCCCCUCGGAUAAUCAAAUUUUACGGGGAUUCCAAAUUUCAACUAAACAACUAAACAAGUUUAGAAAAUUUCUAGGAAUUUUGUAGGAGAAAUGAUUUUCCUUGAAUUUAAUGCUCAUAUCAACGUAACAAGCCCAAAUAAUAAUGACAUUAGAUAUCGGCUACUACUUGGCCACUUGCCAAGUUGCCAUCUUAUUUGAUACUCGUAAAAAUUACUUGUAUGUUACAAAAAAUGUGGUUAGAGAACAUGAUAUAUUUUCUUUCAGAAAGAUACUUGAAAAAAUUAACAAAAUCCAAUCGCUCAUUACAAAUUUUACUGUCAUUGAAAUAGUGCACCAUAACCAUUAGGGAAGUGAUAAAUCCAAGGAAAAUUUUACUUCUUCCAAGGAAAUCCACAUUUUUUUAUAGUUGAUUUCUUUGGAAGAAGUGAAAUUCUUCCUUGGAUUUAUCAUUUCCGCAAAACCCACACUUACCCUUGGGGUAAGUUUAAUAAGCGUACCCUGCGCUGUUAUUGGGUACUUCAAUCCCUGUCAUUGCCUAGUCAUUCAACCUCCAUCCUAUUCAGCUUGAAAAUUUUAAAACCUAAUUUAAAUUUGAAAUUCAAAACUGAUACAUUUACUUUUAUUUUUUUCCUUCUUCUGAGUUUUCGAUGUUUCCAAAGAAAAUCCCCAAAUUUAGAUUUCAUAGAUCAACACCAAACAUACCCAAUUUGUGGAAUUACAUUUACAAAUCGCUGAUAAUAGUAGACUCGUUGCGCUCCAUUGUUGUUUGGCGUUUGAUCGAAGAUCGUUUUAACCGAUUUUUAAAAACAAAUUCUUAAUUGCCGAUGAUUUCGAAGUGGAUAGCAGAUGUAGAGGAUUUGCAGUUUGAUUCAUUUCUGGUGAUACAAAACCAAUAGAUAUGUAAAAUCAUUGAAGUAAUUGGUUUGUGACUGUAUUUUAUAGUAGAUUACAUUUGACGAAUAAAAAUUGUAGGUGUUUUUUUUUUUUUUUUUUUUGAAAUUUCUUCUGCGUAUAUAUUGUUUUGACUUAGUAAUAUAAAUUUUUUAACAAAAUUGAUACUUUGUGUAAUUAAAAAAAAUAAAAAUUGUUUGGGCUGAGUAGUGUAAAAUUUGGGCGGUUAAAAUAAGGGAGGAACUUUCAGUGAAAAUAUCCCGCUCAUAGGGAGGAAUUAGGCGGAAAGAGUGAAAAUUUUCCCCCCUUAAAAAUGUUUGUUUCCCUCCUAAACCAAUUUUUCAUUUGUUGAGAUGGCAGCCCCUUAUUGCAGGGUAUGUACAGUCAGCUUACCCCCAGGGUAACUGUAUGUUCUCCCUAUCAUUUCCCUAACCAUUAUUAUUGAUUCCAAACUGAAUUAAAAAUAAUUCCUUAAACAUAUUGUACAUUUAUGAUAGAACUUCAUACGAAUUCCAUCCUUAAGAUCAAACCUAUGUUAACCAUACUACAAGAAUAUUUAAUCCCUUAACAUUACUUCAAGGUAUUUCACAUUCUUUCUUCAAUCCCCAUUCCUUGCUUCACACUCUCAAAUUCACAAAGUGAAAACACCCUUUACAUGAUUUUACAACAACAACACACACAUCCCAUCACAUCAACAUUCCCACAAUCAAACUCUAUCAUCCCAAUCCCCAUUCUCCACAUAUCUUGGAUUCCAAAUCUUCUUUCUUUCCUCUCUUCAAAUCAUGCCAAUAACGUUUUCUCCUCUCCCACCAUCAUAGAAAUUUCCCAAUAUUGUGGGACCAACAUUCCUUCAUCUUAGCCAUUAAGUAAUAAUUAAUCAUUUAAUCUCCCAAUUAAACAAUUUCCCACAUGGUACUUAAGAAAGCUACAAGAAAGUUGACAUCUUUGCUCACCAAACCCUUUAAAAGACCCCCCAAAUCACCCUUUUCAUUUCCACAACCACCAUUUGUAGAACAACCAAGAACAACAACAAUGGUGGGCUCACAACAAUGGAGGAAUCCAUCAACCCCAUUCCUAUUUCCAAAAACAGAGUCCUCUGUUCUUCCAGAUCCUUCCACUUUCUUCUCCCCUGAACUUCUCUCUUCGCCUCUGCCCACAAACUCUUUCUUCCAAAACUUCGUCCUCAAAAAUGGCGACCAACCCGAAUACAUCCACCCUUACCUCAUCCGUCUCUCUCCCUCCUCCCUUUCUCUCUCAUACCCUUCUCGAUUCGCGGGCCCUUCUUUCAUUUACCAGGUUUUCAACGCAGAUUUCACGAUUUCUGGUACAAGUAAUCAACACCCAGUUUCGCAAACCCCCCACAAAAUUUCAUCUUUUAAUGAUCUCAGUGUAACUGUGGAUUUCCCCUCUUCAAAUCUCCGGUUUUUCCUUGUUCGUGGGAGCCCUUUUGUUACUUGUUCAGUUCUGAGAGGUACUUCUCUUAAAUUCUCCACAAUUCAUGCGAUUACUUCGUUUAAUUCGUAUAAUUCCAACACUAAGUUUAUUGUUAAGCUUAAUAACAAUCAAACAUGGGUGAUUUACUCUUCCACGCCUGUAAAUUUGACUCAUGAUUUGUCUAAUAUUGCUUCUGAUUCGUUUUCGGGUAUUAUUCGGUUUGCCGUUUUGCCCGAUUCCGACCCUAAAUUCGAGUCGAUUUUCGAUAGGUUUAGCUCUUGUUAUCCUGUUAGCGGUGAGGCUGUGUUAAAUGAACCGUUUUGUGUGGAUUAUAAGUGGGAAAAGAGAGGGUGUGGUAAUCUGUUAAUGCUUGCUCAUCCUUUGCAUCUUAAAUUGUUAAGUGGGAAUAAUAAUGUUGUUAUUUUGGAUGACAUUAAGUAUAAGAGCAUUGAUGGGGACCUUGUGGGUGUUGUUGGUGAUUCGUGGUCGUUGAGGACUCAACCUGUUCCAGUUACUUGGCAUUCAAUUAGGGGUGUCAAGGAAGAAUCAUAUGCUGAGAUUAUCUCAGCUCUUUCCAAAGAUGUUGAGGGUUUGGAUGCAAGCUCAAUUUCGACAACUUCCUCGUAUUUUUACGGGAAAUUGGUCGCCCGAGCUGCUAGAAUGGCAUUGAUUGCUGAGGAAGUUUGUUAUCCUGAUGCAAUCCCUGUGGUUAGGAAGUUCUUGAAGGAAACAAUUGAGCCUUGGCUGGAUGGGACUUUUAAUGGGAAUGGUUUUCUGUAUGAUGGUAAAUGGGGUGGAAUGGUUACUAAACAAGGGUCAACUGAUUCAGGGGCUGAUUUCGGGUUUGGAAUAUUCAAUGAUCAUCAUUAUCAUUUAGGGUACUUCCUUUAUGGAAUUGCUGUUCUUGCUAAGAUUGAUCCUGCUUGGGGGAGGAAGUAUAGGGCGCAGGCUUAUUCAUUGAUGGCUGAUUUUAUGAGUUUGAGUAAAGGGGCAAACUCGAGUUAUACCCGUUUGAGAUGUUUUGAUUUGUAUAAGCUGCAUUCUUGGGCUGGUGGACUGACAGAAUUUGCUGAUGGGAGGAAUCAGGAAAGUACAAGUGAGGCAGUGAAUGCCUACUAUUCUGCAGCUUUGAUGGGGUUGGCUUAUGGGGAUACUCAUCUUGUGGCGGUUGGUUCAUCUCUUGUAGCAAUGGAGAUGCAAGCAGCACAAACAUGGUGGCAUGUAAGAGAAGGAGAGGGAAUCUACGAGGACAUUUAUACGAGUGGGAAUAAGGUGGUGGGUGUUCUAUGGGCUAACAAGAGGGAUAGCGGACUUUGGUUUGCACCACCCGAAUGGAAGGAGUGUAGGCUUGGAAUUCAAGUCCUUCCAAUAUUGCCUAUUACCGAGACCUUGUUUCCUGAUGUGAACUUUGUGAAAGAUCUCGUGAAUUGGACAACGCCAGCUCUUGAAAGGGAUGGUGUGGGAGAAGGAUGGAAGGGAUUUGUGUAUACUCUUGAAGGAAUAUACGAAAAAGAGAACGCCCUACAGAAAAUAAGAAAUUUGAAAGGUUACGAUGAUGGAAACUCCCUCUCGAAUCUUCUAUGGUGGAUUCACAGCAGGGGUGAUGGUGCAGAGGGGUACCCUGGAAUGGGAUGUCAUUGUUGGUAUGGACAGUAAUAUUGUCAUUUGUCACUGAAUACGUUUAUCUCAGGUUUGUUUAAAGCUUAUUUAUCAAUUAUGAUGGGAUUGUUUCAUCUGUUGAGCAAUGGUGAUGUUUAAUGUUCUGUUAACUCAAUAAGAAUGCAUCAUUUCAGGCUUGAUCACUAUCCCUUGAAACUUGUUGCCGAUCUGCUGGGCAUUUUCAGUUAUCAUCUGUGUUUUCAGUUUACACCGGAAACUGUAGGUCUCACUUGUAUUUGAUUGUAUAAUACACAUUAUAUAGAAGCAUACAAAGUGUUGUUUAUCCAAUAUUUGCACACUGUAAAUCUGUAAUUACACAAUUAUUUCUCUGUAUUCUCAUAGUUUGUUAAGAUUUAUACAAAACAAUCAUAUUGAUGCUUCAA
This is a messenger RNA of Spinacia oleracea (spinach), 8058 nucleotides long. RefSeq names its product glucan endo-1,3-beta-D-glucosidase 1. The record is from RefSeq and is a predicted model, not a curated record. Lineage: Eukaryota; Viridiplantae; Streptophyta; Magnoliopsida; Caryophyllales; Amaranthaceae. The transcript has 4 exons. Bases 5492 to 7672 code for a protein of 726 amino acids. Gene Ontology annotation, molecular function: endo-1,3(4)-beta-glucanase activity.